UGCGGAUAACCUCCACGAUCGCUCUCCUCCGUCGGGGACACUUAUUGGACGUUUAAAUCCGAACCAUGCCCUCUUGAUAACCCCCACGUCUACGAACGAUACCCGAAUCUGUUGCAACAUGAAUACGCUUGCUUCACCACCUGAGGGUUCUCGCCAGCUUCAGCAAUUGCCACCUUCCACCCAGUCAAAGAUUCGGUCGACCCAGAUCCUCACGUCUUUGCCUCAGAUCAUCUCUGAGCUUGUCCAGAACUCACUUGACGCAGGUGCGUUGCACAUUGACGUGGGGGUAGAUUGUGAGGAUUGGGCAUGCUGGGUCCGCGAUGAUGGAAGUGGUAUCGGGAGGGACGACUUUGAUGCGCUAGCAAGUGGUGGUCAAGCCGUGCGGUAUAGUACGUCGAAGGCCUACUCACCUGCGUCCUUGGACGAGGUGUCCACUUUUGGUUUUAGAGGCGAAGCUCUUGCGUCUGCUGCCGAUGUAUCUCUCCUGGAAAUAUCCUCCAGGACAGCACGGUCCAGAGAGAGCUGGUCUGUUAUCCUGAAGGAAGGGUCAACACUAUAUCACGGUCCUUCGCUGAGAUGGCGCAGAGACUCGUCAGGCACGGUAGUCUCAGUGCGCGAUGCGUUCUACAACCUUCCAAUCCGUAGGCGCUCUCAUCCGUCUGCAGCCAGGACCUUAGAACAUAUCCGGCGGGAUAUUGAACCAUUUGCCCUGAUGUUCCCGAACGUCACCUUCUCUGUGGAGAACGUCCACAAGAGCGGGAACGGCACCAGUGGGUCGGGUAAGGUGAUGACAGUCCCGAAGACGGCUUCAACACUGGCGGCCUUUCGUCAUCUGUACGGCCGUGCAUUGGUAGAGCAUGUGGAAGAAGUGAAUGAACAGAUGGGUGACAUCAGGCUGGAGGGUUUUCUCAGCCUUGAUGGUUCGCCCUCCAAGGCGCAUCAGUACUUGUAUAUUAACAAGCACCUGAUGUCGCACUGUGACUUGCAUCGUGUCAUUGAGGCCCAAUUCUCCAGAAGCUCAUUCGCGAAACAUGCGUUUGAUGAGGAAGGAGAGACGAGUCAACCGCGGCCUAGUACGCGGCGCCUGCCGCGCAAGCCUGAGAAGAAGCCCAUCUACGUGUUGAAUCUGACGGUUCCUCCGAGACAAGUAGACAACUGCCUAGAGCCAGCCAAAGCAGCUGUGCAUCUACAGAGCCCUGAAGCCGCCGCUGCGUUCCUCUCGUCAGUCGUCGAGGCUUUCCUGGUACGACAUGGUUUCCUCCAUGCCACAAUUCCUAGGCCAAGCCAAGACCGAUUCUUGACCAACAGUCCGGCACUCAAGAAGAGGAGGGUGGCGCGUGCUCGCGACGAAAAUGACAAUAUGAUGACUGCCAGUACUUCAGGGAACAUCGACGUCCAGAACGAUAGGUCCCGUCGCACAGUAGCAUCACCACCUGUCAUAGAACCGCCGAAUGGUUGCACUACCGAGCCCGAUGGGUUCGCUGAGGGUCUGGAGACAACGUGGACGGAUCCUGCCACUGGCGAAAUUUUCAUUGUCGACAACCGUACUGGCAAUUCAUAUCCUGUGAACGCUCGCAUGGCGGAGGAAACAGACGAAGCACCACAAGGAAGAAGGCUCGUUAGAACGGUCGGUCGUUCAAGGGCUAACAUGGCAGAAAUGCCGGAUUGGAUAAGAAACGCCCUCGAGACGAAUGAAUCCUACGCCAUGCUGGAGCCGCGUAUACCUGCCGUCUUACUAUCGGCCAACUUCGUUGAAGACGUGCAGAACUGGCACGGAGGCAAGCGACGGAUGCAUGAUUGUCUCUCGCACACUACCCAUCCGCAUGCAUCACAAAGUCGGCCUGGAAGGUUCGACAGGGACGAUCUCUGGAAUGCCGAAGUACUUGGACAGGUAGACAGAAAGUUCAUCGCCUGCGUGCUCCAGACAGACGCCGAGAUCAAUGCUGAAAACGAGGCCAAUCAAAUGUCAGGCAACAGCAGAGGAAAGGUGCUAGUUCUCAUCGACCAACAUGCGGCGCAUGAGCGAGUCCGGGUGGAGCACUUCCUACAGGAGCUCUGUCUCGGGUACUUGCAACACCGGUCUGCCACGGACGCAGAUUAUCUAGACGGUUCGCAGUCCGAGUCAGUGGGUGUGCGCACUCGCCUACUGCAGCCUCCUAUCACUGUCCUCCUCACCCGACAAGAAGUCGAACGUAUACGUAGCGAAGAGGUCCGAGCUGCGUUCCGACGUUGGGGUAUCACCCUUUCGGACGCCGACGAUAGUAACACCGGACGCACCGAACAAGAUCAUCCUGAGGAUGAAGUGACUGGUAGGAGCAGCUAUUCGCAGGUCAACGUGAUUACCGUACCGGAAUUGCUUGGGGAUAAGUUGCUCGCUGAUGAUGAGCUGCGGGAUCUCGUCAAGGGUUACAUAGCAAAGCUAGAAGCGGAUGGCACUCCGAUGUCAACUCCUGCUGAAGAACCCCCGACAGAGGACGGCCACGGAAAUGUUGGCUGGCAGAAGGCGAUGCGAUGGUGUCCGCGCGAGCUGCACGAACUUGUCAACUCCAAAGCUUGUCGAGGCGCUAUCAUGUUCAACGAUGCCCUGACAAAUGCACAGUGCACUCGCCUCGUACAUCAGCUAGCCGAGACUGCACUUCCUUUCCAGUGUGCGCAUGGAAGGCCGUCUCUUGUGCCUCUGACAGAGAUCGGCUCAACAGAGUCUAGCUUGGUCGGUAGCCGCGGCGCAAACAUCACUACGCGAGUGAGAGCUAUAGAUUGGGCGACUUGUUCUCUAUAAAAAUUAAGUGGUGCAUUGUUCCCGCGAAACACUACAAGUGCAAUCUCUGUAGGACCAACAAGGGUUAAUGACGGAUAAUAUCCAAUGCUCGUGUAAUGACUCAUGCGCGUUCGAUCGUGAAA
Molecule: messenger RNA, 2901 nt
Organism: Rhodofomes roseus
Lineage: Eukaryota; Fungi; Basidiomycota; Agaricomycetes; Polyporales; Fomitopsidaceae
Exons: 17
Coding region: 119-2779 (886 amino acids)
Biological process (GO): mismatch repair
Cellular component (GO): mismatch repair complex
Molecular function (GO): ATP-dependent DNA damage sensor activity; ATP hydrolysis activity; mismatched DNA binding
Source: RefSeq, a predicted model, not a curated record